AUGGCAGACAAGCUUCCCACAGAGUUUGAUGUGGUUAUAAUAGGGACAGGUUUGCCUGAGUCCAUUCUUGCAGCCGCAUGUUCGAGAAGUGGACAGCGAGUUCUGCAUGUUGACUCAAGAAGUUACUAUGGAGGGAAUUGGGCAAGUUUCAGCUUUACAGGUUUGCUGUCCUGGCUGAAAGACUAUCAACAGAACCAUGACAGCAAGGAAGACGUGACUGCCUCAUGGCAAGACCUGAUCCAUGAAACGGAAGAAGUCAUCGCUCUUUGCAAGAAGGAUGAAACUAUUCAGCACACAGAAGUCUUCUGCUAUGCUAGUCAAGAUGUUGGGGACAGCACUCAAGACACUGAUGCUCUGCAGAAAAGUCCUUCCCCAGAGGCAUCUGCUAUCCAGGCCGACUCUAUGGAUUCUGCAGGCUUGCCCAAGGAAAGGCACUCAGCAUACUGUUCAAGCUAUGAAGAGAGAAGUGAUAGAGAGCCUUCACCACCCCCAGCUGAUACAGAGAAUGCACUGGAGAAAGAGAAGUACUGUGGAGAUGAAAUUGGUGUCCCUACAGUUUUGGAUGGAGAUAAAGAUGAAGACAGACUUGAUCUAGAAGACAACCCUGAGCAACCAAAGAGAAACAGGAUUACUUACCCUCACAUGAUUAAGGAGAGCCGGAGAUUUAAUAUUGACUUGGUAUCAAAGCUGCUGUAUUCUCAAGGAUCAUUGAUUGAUCUUCUGAUCAAAUCAAAUGUUAGUCGUUAUGCAGAAUUUAAGAAUGUCACUAGGAUCCUUGCAUUCCGGGAGGGGAAAGUAGAACAGGUGCCUUGCUCCAGAGCAGAUGUCUUUAAUAGUAAAGAGCUCACUAUGGUUGAAAAGAGAAAGCUAAUGAAAUUCCUCACAUUCUGUUUAGACUAUGAGCAACAUUCUGACGAAUACCAAGAUUUCCAACAAUGUUCAUUUUCUGAAUACCUAAAAACUAAAAAAUUAACACCCAACCUCCAACAUUUCAUACUACACUCAAUUGCAAUGACAUCAGAGUCAUCCUGCACUACAUUAGAUGGCCUUAAAGCAACAAAAAACUUCCUUCAGUGUCUUGGACGGUUUGGCAACACUCCCUUUAUAUUUCCUUUAUAUGGCCAAGGAGAAAUUCCUCAGUGUUUCUGCAGGAUGUGCGCGGUUUUUGGUGGAAUCUAUUGUCUUCGCCAUCAAGUACAAUGCCUCAUAGUUGAUAAAGACUCUGGGAGAUGUAAAGGAAUCAUAGACCACUUUGGUCAGAGAAUAAGUGCCAGCUAUUUUAUUGUGGAGGACAGUUACCUUUCUAAGGACACAUGUUCAAAUGUUCAGUAUAAGCAGAUCUCGAGAGCUGUGCUCAUCACAGAUGAGUCCAUCCUGAAGACGGACUCAGACCAGCAGAUUUCCAUCCUGAUAGUGCCUCCACUAGAGCCAGGGACUGGUUCCAUUCGGGUCAUGGAGCUAUGCUCAUCAACCAUGACAUGCAUGAAAGGCAGCUAUCUGGUCCACUUGACCUGUUUCUCUUCAAAAACAGCCAGAGAAGACUUGGAACCAGUGGUGAAGCAGUUAUUCAUUCCUUUUGCAGAAGCAGAAGCAGAAGCAGACAAGGAAGAACUCAGAAAACCAAGACUCUUGUGGGCUCUCUAUUUUAAUAUGAGAGAUUCCUCAGGAGUUGGCCGAAGUUCAUACUGUGGCUUACCUUCCAAUGUGUAUAUCUGCUCUGGGCCGGACUGUGGACUGGGGAAUGAGCAUGCUGUCAAGCAAGCAGAAACACUGUUCCAUGAGAUCUUUCCCAGCGAAGAGUUCUGCCCUCCUCCACCAAAUCCGGAAGACAUUAUCUUUGAAGGUGAGGGUUAGCAAUGAGACACUCCUGGAGGCAGUAAUACACUUACCACCAAGCUAGACACCCCAAGUACAACAUGAACUUGUAGAGCCCAGAACACCUUCGAAAUGAAAACAGACUGGAAGUAUUUUCAUCCUUGCUUCAAAAUAUUGUCAUUUAAAAGACAGCUGCCAUUUGUGAUAAGCGCUGUUUACUUGACUUCAACCCUGAGACACUGGGUAUCGAAUAGCUCUGCUAAUCUGUCAGCAUCUGAUUUGUUGGUGACUCAGCUGCUUUGUUUCAGAAUUGGCUCCAGGAAUCCAGAAUCUUUGAAUGUCAUUAGCUUUUUUUUACUUUUGGGUCCCACAUUAGCAACCUUGCUUACCUUAAGGUAAUAUCACACUUGCUCCUGUGUUCAGAUUGUAUCAUUGUCUACACAAAAUUAAUAUCCAAGAACUAUUUUAGUUCCUGCUGCAGCUACUACUGUUGCUACCACCUCAGUUGCACAGAGGACCACAUAAAUCAGAAACUGUUUGAGAUUUUUAUAUAGUACAUAAACACAUA
Molecule: messenger RNA, 2383 nt
Organism: Peromyscus eremicus (cactus mouse)
Lineage: Eukaryota; Metazoa; Chordata; Mammalia; Rodentia; Cricetidae
Gene: Chml
Product: CHM like Rab escort protein
Exons: 1
Coding region: 1-1854 (617 amino acids)
Biological process (GO): small GTPase-mediated signal transduction; intracellular protein transport; vesicle-mediated transport
Cellular component (GO): cytoplasm; Rab-protein geranylgeranyltransferase complex; nucleus
Molecular function (GO): GDP-dissociation inhibitor activity
Source: RefSeq, a predicted model, not a curated record